Silurus meridionalis is the source of this 1680-nucleotide messenger RNA. RefSeq names its product cyclin-dependent kinase 2 (gene cdk2). Gene Ontology annotation, biological process: regulation of G2/M transition of mitotic cell cycle; protein phosphorylation; regulation of gene expression. Gene Ontology annotation, molecular function: cyclin-dependent protein serine/threonine kinase activity; cyclin binding; ATP binding. The record is from RefSeq and is a predicted model, not a curated record. Lineage: Eukaryota; Metazoa; Chordata; Actinopteri; Siluriformes; Siluridae. Bases 321 to 1226 code for a protein of 301 amino acids. Gene Ontology annotation, cellular component: cytoplasm; cyclin-dependent protein kinase holoenzyme complex; nucleus. The transcript is spliced from 7 exons.
GUGGCACACAAUAGCGUCUCGCCGCUUACGAAGUGCACUGGGUGUUUUGUGCAAAGGCAUUUCGGAUUGAACAUAACUGAACGCGGGAAUUGGCGGGUAUUGGUAGUAAAACCUUAUUUGCCGCCUGAGCGUUAUUAUUAUUAUUAUUAUAAAACUUCAGUUGGGGGAUAAUUUACUUUAUAGCUCAUUUUAACACAGGUCUCUCUUCCUCAUGCUUACAUUUCACUCUUAACAAUAGCAUUUAGCCAUUUUGUGUAUUUUGGUGUGAAGUUUUUAGUGUGGACUCACACUUGCAGGGGUGAGAGGGGUUUUAUAUCCUGAUGUUUGACAUGGAGUCGUUUCAGAAAGUAGAGAAAAUCGGAGAGGGGACAUAUGGAGUGGUUUAUAAAGCUAAAAACAAAAUCACCGGGGAAACCGUGGCGUUGAAGAAGAUCAGAUUGGACACGGAGACUGAAGGUGUCCCGAGUACCGCUAUUCGAGAAAUCUCCCUGCUGAAGGAACUCAAUCACCCCAAUAUUGUCAAGCUGCUUGAUGUCAUCCACACAGAGAAUAAGCUUUAUCUCGUGUUUGAAUUUCUUCACCAAGACCUCAAGAAAUUUAUGGACUCGUCCUCAGUUACUGGCAUUUCACUUCCUUUGGUCAAGAGCUACCUGUUUCAGCUGCUCCAGGGUUUGUCCUUCUGUCACUCUCACCGGGUUUUACACCGAGACCUGAAACCUCAGAACCUGCUCAUUAACGCGCAAGGAGAAAUCAAACUAGCCGACUUUGGCUUGGCCAGGGCUUUUGGUGUGCCAGUACGCACAUACACGCACGAGGUUGUGACUUUGUGGUAUAGAGCACCAGAAAUUCUCCUGGGCUGUAAAUAUUAUUCCACAGCUGUCGACAUCUGGAGUUUGGGCUGCAUUUUUGCUGAAAUGAUUACUCGGAGGGCACUGUUUCCUGGAGAUUCGGAAAUUGAUCAGCUGUUCCGAAUAUUCCGAACCCUCGGCACUCCUGAUGAGUCAGUGUGGCCCGGAGUGACCUCAAUGCCUGACUACAAGCCUUCUUUCCCCAAGUGGGCACUGCAGGAUCUGUCUAAAGUGGUGCCUCCUCUGGAUGACGAUGGCAGAGACCUACUCGCACAAAUGCUGAAAUACGACCCCAACAAGAGAAUCUCAGCCAAGAACGCUCUCGUUCAUCGAUUCUUCCGUGACGUCACGAUGCCGAUGCCUAAUUUGCGGUUUUGAGGCACGAGAAGUCCUGUUCAGCAUCUCUUCUUCCUGAUGCCGUUCUUCCUCAAAACCAGAGACUGUUAGCCAGUUACACUGCUUUGGUGCCUUUUAUAUACCAGAGUUUAUCUAAAGUCGAGGUAUUGUGUAGAAGGUUGUAGUUUCUAUGUACAGGUCACUCACCUGCUCAGACUUUGUACCAUGCUUGAUUUUUUCUGCAGUCUGUUCUUUUUGGUAGGUGACAUUCCUUAAGAAAUGCUUAUUCUGGAAUAAUCUUACUGAAUGUUAUUAAAAAAAAAUCUCUUCAUUAAGAGAUCUAUGAUGCACCAGCAGAGGAAUAUUUAUUUUUGGUUUGCCAAAAAUUCACACUUUUGAUAGUUCUGAAUUUUUUUUGGUAAUUGUUGAUUUUAUGCCUUCAAAGGCAGGUUUUUAUCCCUGUUUGAUAAUUAUACAUAAACUUGUUAUGAAAAGA